This is a messenger RNA of Pseudo-nitzschia multistriata, 1420 nucleotides long. The record is from the annotation of a GenBank genome assembly. Lineage: Eukaryota; Bacillariophyta; Bacillariophyceae; Bacillariales; Bacillariaceae.
UGCUAUCGUCCCAAUCGAAUCCAGCCAUUGCUGUCUCCCGUACAUCGCGAAAGGGAGCGCUGGAUUUAGAGCUCUCGCAUCGGAUAUCCAAAGAAAUCAGAAGGAGCACCGUACCGUUCGGAAGUAUUGAUUCGUCGCGAUGGUUUGCUGUUGCAAUACGAUCGGAAACUUAUUUCGACUAGUCAUCGUCGCUGGUUGCGCCUUCGCGGUAAGCAAGGGAGAUGGCGGGAUACAGAAUGGAACAGAGGGAGAGAGGGYCAUUGUUUGAAACCCACAAAAAAUACGUUCCGACUACUAACAUGGCCCCAGAUAUCUGAUAAUCCGGUCCUUCCUUCUCUUCUUUGAUUUUCUUCUCACUUGUGUUGRCUGUCUUUUGCGUGCUUUUAAAUAUUUCUACCAACGCGUUCGACGCAUCGGAAUAAAACUAGCUGGGCAUGCAAUGGCUCAAUGUGUAUUCGUGCGAUUUUUUCAGCGUCGCGGGCUCRUCGAUCAACGUGGGCGUCUGGUUCGAAGGAACGGAUGGCGUGUGCGACAUCGAGGAGAUGUACUCCGACGACGAUUGGGCGGUUGCCCUGGCCCGGUCCUCGCUGACACUUUCCAUGAUUUGUGGCCUGGCGUCCACGGCGCUGGUCGUCUUCGAGUGGCUUUUGUGCGAGCUCCCCUGCGCGUCGUGCAUCGAGGGAGCCGCAUUUGUGGGGGCGUGGUGAGUACCGUACGAUGCGACGCCUUGGCAAGUGCCAGGAGUGCAACCAUCGAGAGAGAGGCGCCAUCAAUAAACAGCAUGGUUCUCGUGUCUGAAAUUGUUCGGUUUGUUCGUCCUUGUCGUCACCACCUCAUGCGUGUUUGUAUUUCCUUCUGGUUCGAAAAUCGUUUUCGCAACGAAGGGGUUGCGGCCUGGGAGCCUAUGCGCUUUACCUCAUCGAGGCAUGUGGGGAUCUCAACGACCAACUGGGUGAUGAUAUGAUCGCCCAAUUCGGGACAACCGUUAUCCCCGACGGGAUUCGGACGGGGCAGCAGUGCGAGUGGGGCCAGGGCGCGACCUACAAUCUGUUAGCAUGCAUUGCAUAUUUUGGCUGCGGGAUCUUGCUCUGCUGUACACCGAAACCGAAACCAAUCUUCAAGUAGGUAGUGGAGUGAUAUGCGRCAACGAUGAUCAUUGUAUCCCAAGGAUCGCGGCCAAAAAACGAAUAUAAUAUGAUGUAUGGUACUGUUAGUGCUCUGUGGUUCGUGUUUGYCAUCGAUAGGGGAGAAAAUGAGCAUCACUCUAGAGACCAAUGACUGCGUGUUGAAUAAUGAUUUAUAAUGCCUGUAAUGUAUCCAAAGUGAAAAACGUCGAAAUUCCAAACGUCGUCUACGAAGGAGUAGAAUGGUACUAGUCGCGUGCUUGUUGAGAGCUGAACAUUAAAAGUUCCCAUCAUGA